Odocoileus virginianus texanus is the source of this 4372-nucleotide messenger RNA. Lineage: Eukaryota; Metazoa; Chordata; Mammalia; Artiodactyla; Cervidae. The record is from RefSeq and is a predicted model, not a curated record.
CAUCUGCACUUUCCUGAAGGAGAGGUGUUUCCGAUGUGCCCCUCACCGAGUUCGAGUGUCCAAAGUUGUGAAGGUCAGGUGACUGAAGAUUACAAACCUGACCCUCAAAUCUACGUCCAGCUCAUCCAAGAGUGUGAGAAACUGGGGAAGGAAGGCGAGUUCUCCCCCUGCUUCACGGAGCUGCAGAGAGCCUUCCUGAAGGAGCGUCCAGCCAAGCUGAAGAGCCUCAUCCGCCUGGUGAAGCACUGGUACCUGAUGUCUUCCCAUAUCACGAAAGGAGGGCUCCAUCCUUCCAGCUAUGCUGGGCAGAACCAAGAGACAUGGGAAAAAACUACCUCACAGUAUGCCCUGGAGCUGCUGACCGUCUAUGCCUGGGAACAAGGAAGCUCAGAACCAAAGUUCAGCACAGCUCAGGGAUUUCGGACUGUUUUGGAGUUAGUCCUGAAGCAUCGGGGCCUCUGCAUCUACUGGAAAAAGUAUUAUGACUUUGAAAACCCUACUAUUAGAUGAUACCUGAGAGGACAACUUGCAAAACGCAGCUCACAGGUUCAGGACGCAGUUAAUUUUGCUGCCUCUGGCUCUCCAGUCCCCAGCGUCACGAUGGGGCUCAGCGAUACCCCGGCCAAGUCUCUAGACAAGUUCAUUGAAGACCACCUCCUGCCAAACGAGGAGUUUGGCACUCAGGUCAAAGAAGCCAUUGACAUCAUCUGCACUUUCCUGAAGGAGAGGUGUUUCCGAUGUGCCCCUCACCGAGUCCGAGUGUCCAAAGUUGUGAAGGGUGGCUCCUCAGGCAAAGGCACGACCCUCAGAGGACGAUCAGAUGCUGACCUCGUCGUCUUCCUCACCAAUCUCACAAGUUUUCAGGAACAGUUUGAGCGCCGAGGAGAAUUCAUCGAAGAAAUUAGGAGACAGCUGGAAGCUUGUCAAAGAGAGAAAACAUUUGAAGUGAAGUUUGAGGUGCAGAAACGAUGGGAGAAUCCCCGCGUUCUCAGCUUUGUGCUGAGGUCCCCCAAGCUCAACCAGGCGGUGGAGUUCGAUGUCCUGCCUGCCUUUGAUGCCCUGGGUCAGUUGACCAAAGGUUACAGACCUGAUCCUAAAAUCUACGUUCAGCUCAUCCAAGAGUGCAAGAAACUGGGGAAAGAAGGUGAGUUCUCCCCCUGCUUCACGGAGCUGCAGCGAGACUUCCUGAAGGAGCGUCCCACCAAGCUGAAGAGCCUCAUCCGCCUGGUGAAGCACUGGUACCAACAGUGUAAGGAGCAGCUUGGAAAGCCAUUGCCCCCACAAUAUGCCCUGGAGCUUCUGACGGUCUAUGCCUGGGAGCAAGGGUGCAAGGAAACAGGAUUCAUCACAGCUCAGGGAUUUCAGACUGUCUUGGAAUUAGUCCUGAAGUAUCAGAAGCUUUGCAUCUACUGGAAAAGGAAUUAUAACUCUGAAAACCCUAUUAUUGAAGAAUACCUGAGAAGUCAACUUGCAAAACCCAGGCCUGUGAUUCUGGACCCGGCGGACCCUACAGGAAAUGUUGCUGGUGGAGACCUAUAUAGCUGGAAGCGGCUGGCACAAGCAGCUUUGGUCUGGCUGGAUUACCCAUGCUUUAAGAAAUGGGACGGGUCUCCAGUGGGCUCCUGGAAUGUGUCGCCUCCAGAGUUGUCCUACAGAAGACUGAGGUGGCCAGGCCUUUAUAGCCCCAACACCGGUCAGCUGCUGAAUGUGGACAACCCAGGAGGGGGCGUGACCUUCCUCGAAGGCCAUCCAGGCGGCAGGUCACAGCGUCCACCGGGAAUGCUUACUGAGACCCGUGCCAAGCGGGGAGGCCCAGCUCUCCAAUGUGACCACCUGCUUCUUUUCAGCCCCAAGAACACACUGUCAUCUCAGCAGCCAGUCAGAGCCAUGGGCAGCUGGGAGGCCCACCUCUAUGAACAGCCUUCUGAGACACUGGAGGAGUUUAUCCAGAACUACCUGAGGCCCUCUGAAGACUGUCAGAAAGACAUCGACCAGUCAGUGGACACCAUCUGUGCAGUCCUGCAGAAACCCUGCCAGUCCCUCACCGCGACAGGGGUGGCCAAGAGAGCCCGGGGCGUCACAGACCUGUUUGGGAGAAGGAGCCAGAUCCCUCCUGGGGGUAAGGCGGGGCAAGGAGGGCAGCUUUCGUUUCAGGCGGAUCCUGGCUACCACCUGAAACUCAGGCCUGCACCACUCUAUAUGACCCCAGGCCAUCUGCUCGAUAAGUUCAUCGAGGACUUUCUCCAGCCCGACCAGACUUUCCAAGACCAGAUCAAGAAGGCUCUUAAAACCAUCUGUUCAUUCCAUGAAGAAAAUUGCUUUUGACAUUCAACUACAAAGAUUCAAGUUAUCCAGGUGAGUGGGGGGUCGACUGCAAAAGGCACGGCUCUGAAGACUGGCUCCGAUGCCAACCUCGUAGUGUUCGCAGACUCGCUGAAAAGCUACACCUCCCCCCAAAACGAGAGAUGCAACAUCAUCAAGGAAAUCCAGAAGCAGCUGGAAGCCUGUCAGCAGAAGAAGGAUUUUGAAGUGAAGUUUGAGAUUUCAAAAUGGAAGGCUCGCUGGGUGCCGAGCUUCACUCUGAAAUCCAAAGUCCUCAGUGAAAGCGUUGACUUUGAUGUGCUGCCUGCAUUUAAUGCCCUGGGUGAACUGAUGUCUGGCUCCACAUCCAGCCCCAGGACCUAUGCUGAACUCAUCAGUUUGUAUAAAUCUUCUGAUGUUUCCCUGGGGGGAGAAUUUUCUGCAUGUUUCACGAAGCUACAGCACAAUUUUGUUCACUCCCUGCCCCCCAAACUGAAGGAUUUAAUUCACCUGGUGAAGCACUGGUACAAAUGGUGUGAAUGCAAACUGAAGCAAAAGGGGUCUCUGCCCCCCAAGUAUGCCUUGGAGUUGCUCACCAUCUAUGCCUGGGAGAAGGGGAGCAGGGCACAGGAUUUUGACUUGGCUGAAGGUUUCUGGACGGUCCUGGAGUUGGUCAUACAAUAUCAGCAUCUCUGUAUCUUCUGGUUGGUCAACUACAGUUUGAAUGAUGAGAGCAAAGUUCUGAGGAACUUCCUUCUGGACCAGAUGAAGAGAACCAGGCCUGUAAUCUUGGACCCAGCCGAUCCUACUGGCGACGUGGGUGGAGGGGACUGUUGGUGUUGGCAUCUUCUAGCGAAAGAAGCGACUGAAUGGUUGUCUUCUCUCUGCUUCAAAGAAAAGUUGGGAUGUCCCAUAUAACCGUGGAAAGUGCCCACAGAAUCAUCCUUCUACAGUGUCGUCUGAAGAUUACCCUGGGAUGGGCUUCCAUCCAAGAGCUUUCCCUGCUCUAGGAAGCUGAGAUUCACUCAGCCACACAUUACAGGUAGCCCAACUCAGGCGCUUAAAUGAUUGGGUCUUUUUGGUCCCAUUUGAUGAAAUCCUAAGGCAGGCAAUCCAGGAGUCACUCAACAGCUCCGUCAGGCUUUCCCCGGGAGCGGAUUGUCUCCACCAUGGCAGUUGGUGUCCGGGCCUGGAUAGUUCUUCAUGGUGUGAGGAGUGUCAGACGUUGAGCAGCGGCCUCUGGUUCCCUGCCCAGGAGAUGCGGGCUCACCACUCCCAAGGGCAGUAGCCGAAACGUCUCCAGGGACUUCCCUGCUAGGGAUCCACCUUUCGGUGCAGGGCACGUGGGUUCGAUCCCUGGUCGGGGAACUAAGACCCCACGCGCUGCAGGACGACUAAGCUCACGCACUCGGGAACCCAUGCAACACAGCUGGAAAGCCUGUGUGCCACGAUGCAAAAGACCCGUCACAGCCAAAUAAGUAAAUCAAUUCUUUUAAGAAAAAUGUCUCCAGAGAUGGCUGAGUGUCACUCGGGGCACGCUCAUCCCUAGCUCCUUCUGGCUCCACCCUCUUUAGUUGUCUAGUUGAGUCUUCCUGGCACUGAAGUAGCUGUUGCCCCUCUGGGUGGCGGGUUCGCCAUCAGGCUGGAGGAGCAGAAAGGUGGAGGACACCUACCCACAGGGUGUCUUACUCAAAGCCUCACCCAGCAAAGUCUUAGGUUUCCUUACCCGGAUCCGUCAUGCAUUGCUUGCAGCUUAAAAGUGACUCCAGAAAGGGGGGCGGUGAAGACAGGCAUGGGUGGGGGUUGGGUCAGUCAACCAAGAGUGCCUGCCACACCUGUUCAAAUCUCCACCUCCUGCCAAGAUACCUGCCACCAGGUGUACUUGGCUCUCCCACCAGUUCCUCCGUCAACAGGUACCCCAAAAGUGUCCCUGGUAAUCGUCUGACUUGGCUUAUUAUAUGGCAGAAACCAACACAACAUUGUAAAGCAAUUUUCCUACAAUUAAAAGUUUUUUAAAUAAAAAAAAAGAAACAUGUAGUCACAGAUCAUCACUGAAAGUACCUAGGGUACC